This is a messenger RNA of Periconia digitata, 1938 nucleotides long. The record is from the annotation of a GenBank genome assembly. NCBI's taxonomy places the organism in Eukaryota, Fungi, Ascomycota, Dothideomycetes, Pleosporales, Periconiaceae.
ACGAUAUUCGAACGCAGAUUUGAGUUCAUACCAGGAAUUCUUUCAGCAAAUGGUUGGAAUGCAAUCUGGAAUUUCGGUCUUCGAAAAGGUCUCGGGCUCCGAGCUUUGCGAGUGAUGGGUUGGUAUCAGUUAUCAAAGGUACAUGAAUUCCUUGCGCCAACACCACGUUCAGUCACUCGUGUACGAGCACUUUUUUUUUUGUUGAACCGGUUUGCUAGACAACCUUUCAUAACCAAAGUCAGACCGGUCGUUCAUUCAGAUACGUUACAACGAUUUGUUAACAUGAACAAACUAUACUUCUUAGCAGCUCAGAGCAGGGUAGGUCAAGAAAUACUCCUAGCAGCUCUUGUCGGCAUUACGUCACAUCUCGUUCUAUUCAUUCGUGGAGAGCACCAUGUGAAGGCUCCAAUUCUCUUCUGGUUGCCCAUUCUUGCGACAGCUGCACUAGGAUACACAAAAACCAGAGGCCCAAGUGGGAACUGGAACGAGGGGAUCUGGGAGACUGGAGCGGUGGCUGGAAGCUACUUCACUGCUCUACUAUCAAGCAUUACAAUCUAUCGGCUGUACUUCCAUCGAAUCCGUCAUUUUCCCGGUCCAACCUUAGCCAGUGUCACGAAACUUUGGCACGUGGCCCAUACAAUUGAUUCUCGGAAUCAUCUCGUGUUGGAUAGGCUUCACAAAACAUAUGGGGAUUUUGUUAGGACUGGACCAACCGAAAUCACAGUGUUCCAUCCGGAAGCUACCUUAGCGGUUCAUGGAUUUUCGAAUAAGUGCUCCAAGUCUGCCUGGUACGAUAUACUUCUGCCUAUGAAUUCGCUUAGCACGAUGCGGGACAAAAGACAGCAUAAUGAACGGCGCAAAGUAUGGGAACGGGCCAUAUCUUACAAGACGAUGGCGGGAUACGAGCAGCGGAUCAAGAAACACGUCUCAAAUCUCGAAAGCCACAUUGAACGCACAGCCGGACAGUCCAUCAAUAUGACUCAGUGGUGCUACUUCUUCGCAUUCGAUGCCAUGGGGGAUUUCGCUUUUGCUGCAUCGUUUGAUAUGCUCAAAACCAAAGAGUGGCAUUAUGCGGUGAUGUUACUGCGACGAGCGCUAGGUCUUCUCGGUCCAGUCAGCCCUGUUCCGUGGCUCGCGCAGCUGGCCUUGAGCUUCACCGUUAUACCGAUUAUCAGAGAUUGGAAUGAGAUGAUGUCCUGGUGCGCAGCCAGGAUGUCUGAGCAAAUCAAUUUCAUCCUAUUACCAAACUUACCUCAUUACCAAAUAUCGUCCUGCUUAAUCCGCCAUGCGAAGUCAAACAGCACGGUGGAGAAAGAUAGACCUUUUUUGAACGGAGAUUCUGCAGCCGUUAUAGUAGCCGGAAGCGACACUGUUGCCUCGACAAUGACCAACCUAUUCUACCGACUAGCAGCAUGUCCCGAGCAUGCCGACAAGAUCCGCGAAGAAGUGGCCUCGCUCCCCUCUGUCGACGACUCACGAGGUUUGAAGGGUUUAGAACACAUGAACGGGGUGAUCAACGAAACUCUCCGUCUCCACCCUGCGGUUCCAACGGGGGGAAACCGCGACACACCUCCUGAAGGCAUGUCUAUAGCGGGGACUUGGAUCCCAGGGAACAUUACUGUCGUGACCCCGAGAUAUACAAUUGGUCGACUUGAGCGCUUGUACUCCCAACCCGAAUCCUUCAUCCCCGAACGAUGGUACUCCAAACCAGAGUUGAUACUCGACCGCAAAUCCUUCAACCCUUUCAACACCGGACGACAUUCCUGCAUCGGCAAGGACCUCGCCCUCGCCCAGAUUCGAUUCGCGACCGCCCUUCUCGUCAGCAAGUACCGCAUCUCCUUUGCACCGGGCGAAGAUGGCACGCGCGUCUGCAGAGAUAUGAAGGAUCAAUUCACCGCGGUUCCGGGGAAACUGAAACUGGUUUUCUCGCGCAUUUGA